Molecule: messenger RNA, 20455 nt
Organism: Cyprinus carpio (common carp)
Lineage: Eukaryota; Metazoa; Chordata; Actinopteri; Cypriniformes; Cyprinidae
Gene: zfhx3b
Product: zinc finger homeobox protein 3-like
Exons: 11
Coding region: 3954-15485 (3843 amino acids)
Biological process (GO): regulation of transcription by RNA polymerase II; brain development; regulation of neuron differentiation
Cellular component (GO): nucleus
Molecular function (GO): RNA polymerase II cis-regulatory region sequence-specific DNA binding; DNA-binding transcription factor activity, RNA polymerase II-specific; zinc ion binding
Source: RefSeq, a predicted model, not a curated record
UCAUAUAUGUGAAAUUCAUUGUUUGCACGCCGAUGGACCGAGGUUUACACACACAUCUCUAGUCGGAUCAAUCAGCAUGUUCACCAGAGGGGUUGGUCAUGCGUAUUUGGAAGUCUGUUCAGUCAUUCCCAGUCAUAUUUAGGACAAAGCAUUCGCAAUUGAUUAAACCUAACAGAUAAGAAACACAUUUAGUCUGUAAUAAAAGAGCAUGCAAUGACGAUUCUGUGUGCAUCUGCUGAAGAAAACGAAGCUCAGGUGAUAUCUGCGUCCAUAAAUACGGCUAUCAAGCGCCAGACAGGACCACACUGCAUAUUCAAAUGUGCUUAGAUUGGCUAUGGCAGGUUACAAAGUACAAAGCGACAGACAAGCUCUGAUUCUGUCCCUUUUCACGCACCGGCCUCUUAUUAUCUCACUGCCCUUCUAACUCUUCGCGCACUCUAUUUUCCAUCCAUUCAUUUUUACAGUCCCUCUUUCCCAAGAGAGCAGGCACCUCACCAAUCCUGAAGAUUCUCUCAAGUCAAAAUCCGUAUGCAUAUCAAACAUAUGGACGUUUUAUUUUGUAACUUUUCAUUUGUCACUUCUGUUUUCCGUCGCACGUGACGGAAGUUAGUUCCUGCGAACGUGUAGUCCUGCUUACUAUUUCAUAUAUCUCUCCAUUUGCGCGUCAGCAAUAUAAAAAUGUAUGCUUUUAAACCUAGAACGUACAUUUAGGCUAUGCGAGCACACACACGGACACCCACGCGCUAUCCACGCACAUACAGCAGCAACUGUCACGUCUAGCCUAUAUUAUUGCACGAGGCCAGAGUGUUUAAUACUGCUAUUGUUUGUAUAAUGCAUUCAUAGCCGUAUUUGAUAAUGCUUCAGUGCAAUGGAUUUCAUAGAGGCUAGGUGUGUUUCCUUGAAACUCCCAAUGCGAGUUCCAUACUGACUGCAUGCUCUCCAACAUGUUCUCUAUAAUAGGCUAUGGCAUGAGAUGGAAAUAAAAUAAAAUACAACAUUUAUUAUAUUCUAUAUAUUUAUUAAAACAACAUAUUUUUUACUGGAAUGUUAUUAAACUGGAAUAGUACAUUUCUUCUGAUAAUAAUUAUCAGAAUUAUUUAUUCUGUAGCACGUUUAUGACAACUUCAGUACUUAAUCCUAAAAUAUUAUACACACAAUAAUCAAUUAUAAUCGUGCAGAACACAAUAAACAUGCAAUUAUUAUUAUUUAUUUAUUUUUACAUACAAAUGCUACAUAUUGCCUAAUGCGAGAGUAAAUGAUAGCACGGAAUUUGGCAUCAUGUAUUCUGAGAAACAAUUCGGAAAAACACAAUGUCUUAAAAGAAAAAGAGAGAGAGAUAGAGAGAGAGAGAAAAGAAAGUUACAAAAAAAUGUAUUUAUAUAUGAAAAAUAUAUGAUCAUUUUCCAAUAAACAUUAUGCAAUCGAUAAAAACAGGUAUUUGGCCCCUUAGAGUUGUCAAAAGCGAAAGUAGUCAUUGAGAGGGAGAAAUGAAUUGUCAUUUCUUUAGUGAGAAUCAACAAUAGAAUUAUCAUGAGAAAGGACACUGGCCUGGGCUCAAAGGUCGGAACUGGGAUACACGCUUUUGAUUCGGGAAGAGGGCGUUUUAAAUGACCACCAAAAGCAGGAGAAUUGUUUUGGGGCAAAGUGAAAAAAGCAAACCUGUGGAGAAACCCACCGAUCUAUACUACAGUUGUUACUAUUGAUCAAAUGUCACCUCUUUGAACGCACGCGCUUGAAAGUUACACUACUUAUCGAGAAUUAUUAAAAAAGCACACAGCAUGUAACGCGUAUCGUGUCAUUUUAUUGCCUCUGACUGUUUAAGGAGAGAUUUACAUGUUAUUUAAAUCUCUAACUAGCUUAAAUAAACAUGACUUGUGUUCAGAUGCUGUUUAAAUUCUCUUUAAAUCGUAAUAACACAUGAAAGACAACACAUUGAGCUGUUUAUUGCUAUAACAUUAGGUAAAGUAAGAUAAGUGCAGGAAGGAAAAUGUUCAUUAAAGAACUUGUUUUUUUUUUACAUUGCACUCUCUCCCUCUCUUCACCUACUGUCUGUGAGUGUGUGAGAGUGAGGAGAGAGAGAUAGAAACAGAAAAAAGAACAUUUCAUAGCCUAUAUUAAAAUUGUUCAAAAAAUCUAUACAGUGUUUUUUGGUUCACCUUUCUAUCGAGUCUACUCUUAAAGAUUAUAUCUAAAGAAGCAUCUCUUAUCAUAUAUUGCUGAUCGUCUCAAAGUGAAUAAAAUACGUAAGCUACAUCGCGUUUGGAUCUGACAGGAAUUAUAUAGAUUUGUCCAGAAAAGCUAAAAAGAGGGAAGUAGUUGUUUUUGCACUGUCUAGUUUUUGCACAGUUUUUCCUCGCAUUCGGUUGCAAUGUCUUGAUUCUUCCUCGUGCACUCAUCUCAAGAUCCAGCAUGAGGGGACAGACCGUGAACGUAAAUACAGGCAGUAUAUCGAGGUGUUACUACGACAGAUAAAAGUCCAACUUCAUUUAUUACACCUAAAAAUUAUAAUACUUAAUAACGGUUUUACAAAUGUUAUGUUACAUGCAUAAUGUGUAGUUUUCAGAAACAGUUUAGAUUUACUUCAGAAAAUGACAAAACUAAAAAAUACAGAUAUAAUCCUAUAUCACGUAACGUGCAUGCUGAAAUUAUAACAUUUAACACCGCACAGUGUUUUAAUAGUUCCUGUGUGCAUCUAUACAGUAGUCCAAAAGCUCAUCUUUAUAACUAGAUUAAAAAAAAAUAAUAGCCUAAUAAUAAAGGCGUUUAUUAUUACCGUGUAUAUUAUAGCCUACUUCUUGUCAGUAGCUACUGUUCUCGGCAUGCUUUAAAGUUUGUUGUUCACCAUAAGUGCAUAUACACUAAAACAUACUAAAAUAUUUAGUUUAAUUAACAUUUGCACUGAUAAAGCUUCAGAAAGAGUGAUCCGUUAUGUUAUUGUUAAAGCUGUCUUUGUUUCACUUUUGCCUGUUCUAAAAGAAAAAAAAAAAUCUAAACAGUGUUAACCCAGUCAUAAGAUUUUUGUUUUAUUAAAUGCGAGGCAAGGAAAGUGUGACGAACUUGUUGGGUUUGUAAGCGCUCUAAAGUUGGUGUUUUCGAGGUUCUAAGUGCUUUAUUUCAUUUCUUAAACAUACUUGUUUUGAUUCCUAAAUCUAAAACUAGCGUCUUCCGAGCAAAUAACACCGGCGCGUAAACACUGUGCAGCGGGGCUCCGCGCGCGCCUCUCCACUAUUAACUUUCAGUGUCUUCCUUCUCAUCCAACUCUUACUUUGUGCUGUACUUAAUUCCAUAUUUUCAAUUCCCGAUCACUACUUUCCUCUUUCUCGUUCUCCAUCUAUCCAUCCAUCCCUCCCUCCCUCCUCUAUCUCCCUCCUCCCUCUCUCUCUCCUCGGCUCUCUGCUGAAUCUUAUUGAUCCAGAAGGUGGCUAAUUAGCCCUUCCCGUCGUGCCUGUGUAAUGAAGCACAUGCGCACUGAAUUAAUCACAGCCAUUUUUUUUUAGCAGGAAACUAAUUAGCAGGAAUAAAGAUCCAAAGAGUUUUUUUCUUUUCAAUCAUCAGAUCUCACUUUCACCUCUUCCUCUCUCCCUCUAACACAAGACUCAUCGCCUGCUUUGCAUCCAAAUUAUUUUUAUAUUGCCUUUACAACUAAUACUCCGGUUUUUUACUCUCCGCAACAACAAUGAUCUUUCUUUUACCAUCAUCCUAAACGCAAACUGACCAAAAGGGACUGCCUUGAUGGGAUCUUUAGCCAAAGCGUCUCAAUACUGGAUUAAAAAGCAAGGAUCUCAAAGCGGCAGCCAAACAUUAGGAAUGUGGCUUCUCUUCCAGGAUCUGACCUUUGACCCUGUUCUGACACAUGGCUGAGAUUCUCUAAGCUGCACUAACAGCUUUCUCUCACUCCUUUCCAGCCUCUCAUUCAGGCCUGGAUGCGAUGAACGCCUCAUGUAGGCAUCAGCAUGGAAAGCUGUGAGUCUCCCGUGGUUUCUGGGACAGACGAUGGGCUUGGCUCUUCCGCCACCUCCCAGCAGCAUCACCAUCCACAACCCUGGAACGAUCAUCCUAACGGACAGGUCCCACCUUGCAACCAGCCCCCUUCCUUAGAGCCCCUGUCUCUCUCUGCACCCCAUUCAGCCCAGCUCCAGAAACCCAGCACACCCUGUGAGGCUGUAAGAGAACAGAAGCAGCAAACACUGUCACAGGUUCACAGAGAUAAUUCCACUACCAGACGGCUGCACCCCAAAAGAGAGGCGUUAGAGGAGGAGGAGCAGGAGGGAGUUAGCUGUGGAGAAGAGGACGAAGACUUGGAAGAAUUGGAUGAAAUGGAGAUUGACAGCUGUUUCCCUAGUCUGCAGCCAUUCCCUGGUGUACCUAUGGUGCCAAGUGGAGGGGGCAUGCCCAUGCUCAUGCGGCAACAGCCCUCCCAUCGGAGGGGAGCCGAGAGUGGUAGCGAAGAAGGAGAGGAAGAGGAGGAAGAGGAGAGUAGUGAUGUGGAAAACCUGGCUGGAGAGAUAGUCUACCAGCCUGAUGGCUCUGCCUACAUUGUGGAGAGUCUCAGCCAGCUGAUCCAAAGCGAUGGGAGCAUGGAACCAGGUCUGCUCCCCUCAAAAUCUCUCCCCAGUGGGGGAAAACCAGGGGAACCUGCGGGGACCUCUUCUUCGGUGUACCCUCAGAUCAUCAACACGUUUCAUAUAGCCUCGUCUUUUGGAAAAUGGUUCGGCUCCUCAGACCAAGGUUUCCCCAAUACCUCAACCCUGGCAGGCUUCAGUCCUGUCCUGCACAGUUUCCGCGUCUUUGAUGUGCGGCACAAAAGCAACAAGGAUUACCUGAACAGCGAUGGGUCUGCCAAGAAGUCCUGCGUAUCCAAAGAUGUUCCCAACAACGUGGAUUUCUCCAAAUUUGACGGCCUGGCCCUUUAUGGCAAAGGCAAGCCCAUCCUCAUGUGUUUCCUCUGCAAGUUGUCUUUCGGCUGCGCACGCUCCUUUGUCACUCAUGCAGUCCAUGACCAUCGCAUGACCCUGUGUGAGGAUGAGCGCAGACUCUUAGGCCACAAACAUGCAUCGGCGAUUAUACAGGGCAUUGGGAAAGACAAAGAACCACUCAUUAGCUUCCUAGAACCAAAAAAUAAAAACUCUCCUCCACCGCCUACCCUGGUACCCAUGAACUCAGGCCAGAGCUUCUACGGCACGUUCAGUGGGGUUCAUUUAGAAGGGGGCAGCAGUAGUGAGGGAGGUGAGAGCCUCCUCAACAAAGGCUCUGACUCGGGUCUUCAGCAACAAGCCCUCCUCACGUUGGGUGGUCUUGGCAGCACCAAGCCCUCCCUUACCUCAACCCCAGGCCCAGCCAAAGACUCCAACACUCUGUCCAAGCAGGGUAGGAGAACAGAGGGGUCUGUGGGGAAAGAGGGGACUCAUAGAGGGGAGGAUGGGGAUGCAGAAACCUGUGAAAGAAAGGCUGUCCUUCACGGUGAGGAGAUGGCCUCGGAGGAAGAGGAUGAGCUUCUUUUAGAAGAAGAGGAUGAAGAGGUAGAGGAUGAAGGCACUGCGGUGGCCUGUAGUGGAAGUAGCAGCAGCAGUGGUGGAUUUGUAGGGGAAACGGCUGUCUCAAACCAAAGCAUCUCCAGAUCUCCUUUAUUAAUGCCUAAUAGCGCUCUCCAGCCUUCUGCUUGUCUCUCUGCAGCCAGCCCUGCACUCAGCAGCAAAGCCUCUGCUUCCAUGUCCUCCUCUUCUAUCAGAGGGUCAGAGGACGGGAUGGCUGCAGACGUUGGAGGGAGAACUUCAGAUCUCUCUCUGAGCUUUAACUGCCAGGGGUCUACACUCCCCGCGGCAAUGGCAGCAGUCGCCGGCAGAGGGGGCGAAGAGGAUGGGGCUGCAUGUUCUUCUGUGAGCACGUCCUCCCCUCUUGCGUCCAAUGCUUCUGCUGAGGAAAGUGCCAAUCGAGAUAGUGCCACAGCUCCUGAACCAAAUGAAUGCCCAGCAGAAGGAGAUGAGGACAACAGUGCCCUCCUCCACCACCACCACCACCUUCACCACCAUCACCACCACACGCACCCUUCACCCAAUGCUCACAUGCACCUCCAUCACACAACUGCUUGUGACAUGUCAGGAAUGAGUGAGUGCACCCAGAACCAUGGGGCUGGGGGCAGUGGAGGGAGUGGAGUGGAGUGCCCAAAGUGCGACACUGUUUUAGGCUCCUCUCGCUCAUUGGGUGGCCAUAUGACCAUGAUGCACUCACGGAAUUCGUGCAAGACACUGAAGUGUCCCAAGUGCAACUGGCACUACAAAUACCAGCAGACCUUGGAGGCCCACAUGAAGGAGAAGCACCCUGACUCUGGAAGCUCCUGUGUGUACUGCAGCAAUGGACAGAGUCACCCUCGCCUUGCCCGUGGGGAGAGCUACAAUUGUGGUUACAAGCCCUUCCGCUGUGAGGUCUGCAACUAUUCCACUACCACCAAAGGCAACCUAAGCAUUCAUAUGCAGUCUGACAAACAUCUUAACAACAUGCAGACGUUACAAAAUGGAGGAACUAUUCCAACCGCUGGUGAACAGGUGUUUGGGCAUGCACCUGGAGGGGUGGUGCCUGUUUCUUCUGCUACCCAGGCCAGCAGCCAUCAUCCUAGUCACCACCAUCAUCCUGCCCAGUCCUCCACCCACAUGGCAGGGCCCUGUGGUGCCCCUUCACCCACCAAGCCAAAAAGCAAGCCCACCUGGCGGUGUGAAGUGUGCGACUAUGAGACCAAUGUAGCACGUAACCUGCGCAUCCACAUGACGAGUGAGAAACACAUGCACAACAUGAUGCUGCUUCAGCAGAACAUGACCCAAAUGCAGCAUGGUCGGCUUGGUCUAGGCGCCAUGCCUUCACCCUCAGAGGCUGAGCUGUACCAAUACUACUUGACCCAAAACAUGAGCCUGCCACCAGGCCUUAAGAUGGACCCAUCUGGAGCUGAUGCCCAGUUCUUGCUUGGAGGUUUUCAUCUGGACCCCAACAUGGCGGCUCUGGCCCCAGCACUAGUUGGAGGGGACAUGGCAAUGGAUGUACGCCUGGGUGGGGGACAGCUGGUCUCAGAGGAGCUGAUGACCUUGGGUGAAAGCCUAUCCCAGAACACCGACCCUUCCCUCAAACUCUUCCAGUGCGCCGUGUGCAACCGCUUCACUACCGACAACCUGGACGUGCUGGGCCUGCACAUGAGCGCCGAGCGCCUGCUCCCAGAGGAGGAGUGGAGAGCGGUGGUGGGUGACUCGCACCAGUGCAAGCUAUGCCACUACACCACACAGCUCAAGGCCAACUUUCAGCUGCACUGCAAGACUGACAAACAUGUGCAGAAGUAUCAGCUGGUGGCACACAUCAAGGAGGGCGGCAAGGGCAAUGAGUGGCGCCUCAAGUGUGUGGCCAUUGGCAACCCUGUGCACCUCAAAUGCAAUGCCUGCGACUACUAUACCAACAGCCUGGAAAAACUGAGGAUGCACACGGUCAACUCUCGCCAUGAGGCCAGUCUCAAGCUGUACAAGCAUUUGCAGCAGCACGAGAACGCUGUGGAGGGCGAGUCGUGCUACUACCACUGUGUCCUGUGUAACUACUCCACAAAGGCCAAGUUGAACCUCAUCCAACACGUCCGUUCCAUGAAGCACCAGCGCAGCGAAAGCCUGCGGAAGCUGCAGCGCCUGCAGAAGGGCUUGCCUGAGGAAGAGGAGGAAUUGAGCGCCAUCUUCACCAUUCGCAAAUGUCCUUCUGCCGACACGGGAGAGCUGAGUGAGGAUGUGGAGGCUGCCAGUGAGACCACCACAGAUCAGGAGGACCAAACCAAAGACAGAGAGAGUGGGGGGGAGAGGGAGCUCACCAAAGGGACAGCAUCUAACCAAUCGGAGAGGGAUCAGACGGAUUCCCCGGUCCCCUCCAAGCGGCCUUCUUCAAGGUCCGAGGCAGCAGAAAGCCCCCUCUCGUCGAAACGACCCAGGACCGCUGAGAAGAGCAGUGGAGAGCAGAUGUACCAGUGCCCCUACUGCAAGUUCAGCAACACAGAUCUGAACCGGCUCAGAAUGCACGUGAUGACGCAGCACUCAGUGCAGCCCAUGUUCCGCUGCCCGCUGUGCCAGGACAUGCUCAACAACAAGGUCCACCUGCAGUUCCAUCUCACUCACCUCCACAGCGUGGCACCAGACUGCGUCGACAAGCUAAUUGCCACAGUGGCAGCAUCAGAAGUACUGCCAGCAAGCAUGUUCAUACCAGUCCCUGGACCAGAGAAAGAUACUCAAACUGCACCUCAGUCCAUGGUCAACUCAAACUCUGAUGACAUUAAGAAACAAACAGAGGUGUCAGACGUUGAGCCUGAAAAAGGAGUUUGUCUGGCCUCAGACACUGCUGAAGCUCGCAAGUCUCCUCUUGAGGAACAACAGCCUGCAAGAGAUGAUUCCACCGGUUUUCUUUGCUGGAAAAAGGGCUGUAACAAAGUCUUUAAAUCCUCCAAUGCCCUUCAGAUGCACUUCAAUGAGGUCCACAAUAAAAGGCCCCAACUGCCAGUCUCUGAUCGUCAUGUCUACAAAUAUCGCUGCAACCAGUGUAGUUUGGCAUUCAAGACAAUAGAGAAACUUCAGCUGCAUUCCCAAUACCAUGUAAUCAGAGCAGCCACAAUGUGUUGUUUAUGCCAGCGCAGCUUCAGGACCCUACAGGCACUUAAGAAGCAUCUGGAGACCAGUCACUUGGAGUUGAGUGAAGCUGACAUCCAGCAGCUCUAUGGAGGUUUACUGAUGAAUGGAGACCUAAUGAUUAUGGGUGAUCCCUCACUUGGAGAGGACCAGGGAGCUCUUCUUGAUGAUGAGAAAGAAGGAGAUGACAGUGACCCAGAGGAAAAGCAAAGCCCAACUGGCAGUGACUCUGGAUCUUUGCUAGAAGAUUCUGGAUCUGAACCCAAACGAGCCCUGCCAUUUAGGAAAGGCCCCAACUUUACUAUGGAGAAGUUUCUAGAUCCGUCCCGUCCUUUCAAGUGUACAGUCUGCAAAGAGUCAUUUACCCAAAAGAAUAUUCUUCUUGUACACUACAACUCUGUGUCUCACUUACACAAAGUCAAAAGGGCUCUACAGGAAUCCACCACUGGUCAGCCAGAGCCUACCAGCAGCCCUGAUAAUAAACCCUUCAAGUGCAGCACUUGCAAUGUAGCAUACAGCCAGAGCUCUACACUGGAGAUUCAUAUGCGCUCUGUUCUUCAUCAAACCAAGGCCAGGGCAGCAAAGCUUGAAGCAGCUGGCGGCACUUCUAGUGCUGUUAGCAGUAGUGGCCCAAGCGUAAGCACUUCCAAUAGCACUUCAACCCAAAGCCCUAUUCCAGCCACUAACUCAACUACCAGCUCCAGCAACAGGAGCAGCUCUCCAGCUGGAGCUCAGACAACACAAAGCAUCAUGGGAGGUAAUCAUCUGUCAAGUCAUUCUCACAAUGUAGAGAAUUUGGGUAACUCAGCCUGUCAUCCCUCUCCCUCUGAGAAUCAUGAAGUGAAAAAGAAGAAAUUUGCAGAUAUGCUAUCCUCAAGGGGUCAUCAGCAGCAGCUCCAGCAACAGCAGCAGCAGUUGGCCCAGGCUCAAGCACAGGCACAAGCUCAGUUCCAACAAGAGCUCCAGCAGGCUGCUCUCCUUCAGUCCCAGCUUUUUAACCCUCUUCUCCAGCACUUCCCUAUGACAACAGACGCUCUUCUCCCUCUUCAGCAACAGCAGCUGCUGUUUCCGUUUUACAUUCCUGGGGCAGAAUUUCAACUGAAUCCAGAAAUGAAUCCGAGCACCUCUUCAUUGAACUUGAGCGGAUCUGCUGCUUCACUGUUGGAAGAACAGAAAAACGCUGCCCAGCAGGCCCAACAGAGCUGCUUACAACAACAGCUUAUGCACCACCACCUUCAGCAACAGCACCAAUCUCAUUCCCACUCCCAAGGAUCGAGCCAAAUGGCUUUACUUCAGCAGAGUGCCCUUUCUCACCCUGUAGACAAAAAGCCAAAGCCAUCUCCUCACACUGAGAAAGAAAGAGAGCUGCCAAAGGAUAAAGAAAUUAGUGAUAAAACUGAGGAUCAUCUUCCAAAAGAUGUGUCAGACAAGUCCAAAGAAAAGAAAGAUCCUCCUCAAGCUGUUGUAAAUGUGAACCAUGACUCUGGAUUUCCUCCUCCAAGGAUUGCCUCAGAUGCCCGAGGGAAUGCCACCAAAGCCCUACUGGAGAAUUUUGGCUUCGAGUUAGUAAUUCAGUACAAUGAGAACAAGCAAAAAGCACAAAGAAAGCCAACAGGAUCUCUGGCAGGAUGCAGUGGGCCAGCUGGUGUCACCAGAGUAGUUGACCCCAUUGAAGGAUUAGAGAAACUGGAGUGUGAGUCUUGUGGCAAGCUCUUUUCCAACAUAUUGAUUCUCAAGAGUCAUCAGGAGCAUAUCCACCAGGCUUUCUUUCCAUUCAGAUUCCUAGAGAGAUUUGCCAAAGAGUACAGGGAACAAUAUGACAAGCUGUACCCAUUGAGACCUCAGACACCCGAAGCUGCUGCACCUCCUCCACCGCCUCCACCCCCACCCCCACCUCCACCUCCCCAAAGGGUACCAACACCAAAUAUACCCGUUUCUGCUCCUACCCUGACACCACCAACUGCUCCAACUCCUCAGCCUUCAGUUUCACUGGCCCAAAUUCCAAUGCCAAUGGAUCUGCCUCUCUUCUCUCCACUUAUGAUGCAGCCCAUGUCACUCCAGUCAUUACCUUCUCAGAUUCCUUCCCAACUGCCAGCUGUGGAGCCCAGUCUGGCCACUGAUCUGGCCCAGCUCUACCAACAGCAGCUUACCCCUGCCAUGUUGCAGCAACAGAAUAAGAGACCCCGCACCCGUAUCACAGAUGACCAGCUAAGGGUGCUCCGCCAGUAUUUUGACAUCAACAACUCUCCCAACGAGGAACAAAUUAAGGAAAUGGCAGAUAAAUCAGGACUCCCCCAGAAAGUCAUCAAGCACUGGUUCCGCAAUACACUCUUUAAAGAACGACAACGCAACAAAGACUCACCUUAUAAUUUUAACAACCCUCCAAUUACAACUCUUGAAGAAACCAAAAUUGAUUCAAAGCCACCCUCCCCUGAGCCUCAAAAGCAGGAAUCAUUUGGAAAUAAGAGGUCCUCGAGGACAAGGUUCACAGACUACCAGCUGAGGGUGCUGCAAGAUUUCUUUGAUGCUAAUGCUUAUCCUAAAGAUGAUGAAUUUGAGCAGUUGUCCAAUCUUCUGAGCCUUCCAACUCGAGUCAUUGUUGUGUGGUUCCAAAAUGCCAGACAGAAAGCCCGUAAAAAUUAUGAGAACCAGGGAGAAGGAGGAAAAGAAGGUGACAGACGCGAGUUAUCCAAUGACCGAUACAUUCGUACUACCAACUUAAACUAUCAGUGCAAGAAGUGCAGCCUGGUUUUCCAACGCAUAUUUGACCUUAUUAAACAUCAAAAGAAGCUCUGUUACAAAGAUGAGGAGGAAGACGGGCAGUAUGACAGUCUAAAUGAGGACUCUGUGGAUCUCUCUCAUGAAUACUAUACUUUCUCUGGGUCAUCAGGUCAAACACCAAUGCCCUCAUCCUCAAGCCUCUGCCCUCUUCCUCCUUCAUCCUCUGCAUUCUCUCAGAUCACGUCAUCUGAAAAGGAGGAGCCUACACCAGCUAACACAUCAAACUCUUUUGAUGAAAAAUCAAAACACUCUUCAGAAACAUCAUUGGGCCAAAGAGAACAGUCAUCUUUGAAACAGGAAACCAUUCAUCCAUCUGAGACUCCACAGCAAAGACCACAAAGAGAGGAAAAGACACAUACAGCCCCAAAGAAUUCAAAGCUUUCUUCACCUUCCCUUUCCCAACAGCAACAGCAUAGUGGUCCCUCCAUUUCACAUACCAGUCAGACCUCCCAGAGUUCCCACAUGGCCCUUAAUCCUCAUUUAACCUCUGCUUCACAGCAGCAGUUGGCCCAGCAAAUGAUCCCGUACCAGUGUGAGCAGUGCAAACUUGCCUUCCCUUCAUUUGAACACUGGCAGGAACACCAGCAACUGCAUUUCCUGAGUGUCCAAAAUCAGUUCAUUCAUCCUCAGUUUUUGGAUCGCCCAAUGGACAUGUCCUUCAUGUUGUUUGAUCCUAGCAAUCCUCUGCUUGCUAGCCAGCUACUUGCAGGAGCAAUACCACAAAUGUCCAGCAACUCUGCCACCUCCCCAUCAACACCCACAUCCACUAUGAACUCCCUGAAGAGGAAGUUGGAGGAGAAGGCAGGAACUAGUCCAGGAGAAAGUGACAGCAUGAAUAGUGGAGAGGAGCCACAACGAGACAAGCGCCUCCGAACCACUAUUACACCAGAGCAACUAGAGAUUCUGUACCAGAAAUAUUUGCUUGACUCCAAUCCUACUCGUAAAAUGCUUGACCACAUUGCUCAUGAAGUGGGGCUUAAAAAACGAGUGGUACAGGUAUGGUUCCAAAACACAAGAGCCAGAGAAAGAAAAGGUCAGUUUCGGGCUGUUGGGCCGACUCAAGCACACCGCCGCUGCCCAUUUUGUCGAGCCCUAUUCAAAGCUAAAACUGCCCUCGAGGCCCAUAUUCGUUCACGCCACUGGCAUGAGGCUAAACGUGCUGGUUACAACCUAGCGCUUUCUGGUCUGCUAUCUGAACAGGAGGCCAUGCAGUUGAAGAUGGAUCCUCUGGAUAUCUCCAGCUAUGCUCAUCUUGCCCAGUCUAACAAUGAUGCACAAAGUUCAUCACUGUCACCUGUGAGCAAAAGCAUGGACUUGUCCCCCAGGGCUCUUCUGAGCCCAACAUCUAUUAAGGUUGAGGGAGCAGAGGAGUUUGAAAGCCCAACCAUUUCCUCAGUUAACACAAACUUUGAUCAAAAUAAACUUGAUAAUGAUGAUUGUUCUUCUGUGAAUACAGCCAUCACUGACACUACCACAGGUGAUGAGGCAAACAUUGACAAUGACAGUGCUGAUGCAAAGCACAGCCAUAAUAGUGGAGAUUUUCUCUCUAAGUCUGGGGGUGCAGUCUUCUCCAUUGAGAACGAUGAACAGAUGUCCUCAGGACUGGUGAGCCCUGCAACAAGCUUCUACACAAAAGACUUUGAAAAUGAAAAUAUAAUAGACUACAGUGAAACAUCUAGCCUGGCCGACCCUUGUUCUCCAAGUCCCGGGGCCUCUGGAAGCAGAAGCAUUGAUAGUGGAGACAGACCUGGUCAAAAGCGCUUCCGAACACAGAUGACUAAUCUUCAGCUUAAGGUGCUCAAGUCCUGCUUCAAUGAUUAUAGGACUCCAACCAUGCUGGAGUGUGAGGUACUUGGCAAUGACAUUGGACUUCCGAAGAGAGUUGUUCAGGUCUGGUUUCAAAAUGCUCGUGCUAAGGAAAAGAAGGCAAAGCUCAGCAUGGCUAAGCACUUUGGUAUUAACCAGACUUCUUACGAAGGACCUAAGACAGAAUGUUCUUUGUGUGGUGUUAAAUACAGUGCUCGCCUCUCAGUGCGAGACCACAUCUUUUCCCAGCAACACAUCUCCAAAGUAAAGGAUACCAUUGGAAGUCAACUCGAUAAAGAGAAAGAGUACUUCGAUCCAGCAACGGUUCGUCAGCUGAUGGCACAGCAGGAGAUGGACCGUAUUAAGAAAGCAAAUGAGGUCCUGGGACUAGCACAACAACAAGCCAUGCAGCAACAAGGGAUGUUUGACACACCUGCCUUGCAAGCCUUGAACCUUCAGUCAGGUUACCCAAAUCUACAGGGGAUCCCCUCUGUUCUCCUGCCAGGUGUUGGUGGUCCCUCCAUACCAGGCUUUAACUCAUCCAACUCAGCUUUAACCCCUCCGAAACCUCCGAACCUCCUGAACAUGCCUGGUGCCAGUGUACCCUCACCUAGUCUCCCCACAUCUGGUUUACCCAACAAGACCCCUUCCUCCUCUUCAUUGGCCUCGCCCAGCCCAGCUCAGGCCAGCACAUCUGUCGCCCACUCGAGCCCUACCCCCACAUCUACAUCAAACUCUUUGAUGACCCAGCCAGGCCCUCGUCCUGAUGCUCCCAAAGAUCGUGAUCCUGAGAGGGGCAGGGAGAAAGAGAAACCAAAGGAGAAGGCUGAGAAGCCCCCCACACCAUCCUCAGCUGGGGGUACUCCCACUCCCUCCACUUCUGCUGCCAGUGCCAAGAAAGAAAAACCAGACACUGCUGUUCCGGCCACCUCGAUGCCAAUACCUGGCAUGGAGUAUGUGGUCGAUACUGCCCAACUUCAAGCUCUACAAGCAGCUUUAGCUUCAGAUCCAACAGCUCUGCUAACAAGUCAGUUCCUGCCCUACUUUAUGCCUGGCUUCUCUCCAUAUUAUGCCCCUCAGAUACCAGGUGCUCUUCAAGGUGGAUAUCUUCAGCCCAUGUAUGGCAUGGAAAGUCUUUUCCCCUACAACCCAGCUUUAUCACAGGCCCUGAUGGGGCUGUCACCAGGUUCUUUGCUUCAACAUUACCAGCAAUAUCAGCAGAGCCUGCAGGAGGCGCUUCAGCAGCAGCAGCGACAGAUUCAGCAGAUCCAGCAACCCAAAGCAAGCCAAACGUCACAAAACUCGGUGGAUCGUAAGGACUCUGCCAAAGAUCCAGGAAAAACAGAGGAGCAAAAGAGCAAUUCCUCAGUCGAAACCUCUUCCACUCACAACAACCUAGCCACUGAGCAGCAUGAAGUGGAUGGCAAAGGUGCAGACCCCCAUCUUGAUCAAUAUAUCGUCCCCAAAGUUCAGUAUCGGCUGGCGUGCCGCAAGUGUCAAGCUGUCUUCAGUAAGGAGGAAGCGGCUAUCAGCCACCUCAAGUCAAUUUGUUUUUUUGGUCAGUCUGUGGCAAACCUGCAAGAGAUGUUGCUUCGGGUCCCUAACAGUGGGAAUUCAGCAAAAGGUGGCCUCUACGACUGCCUUGCCUGUGACACAACAAUAGAAGGGGACAAAGCGCUCAGUCAACACCUGGAUUCAGCCUUGCACAAACACAGAACAAUCAAGAGAUCCAGAAAUGCCAAAGAGCACGCUACUAAUUUAUUACCUCACUCUUCAGCCUGCUUCCCCAGUCCUAACACCGCAUCUACCUCGCAGUCUGCCACUCACUCAAACAACACCCCAUCCCCUCCGCCAACAGCGUCAGCCACCACACCGUCCUCAUCAGCGUCUGCAUCUUCAUGCACCUCCUCCUCCUUCACAGCCACUCCACUCAACACAACAGCUACAGGCAAAUCAUGGUCCCAGACCCCUUUCUCCAGAGCUUUAGCUGGGAAGCCCAAUACCCCUUCAUCUGCAUUGUCUUCUUUUCCUUCAGUUUCCUCUCCUUCAACGGUUACCUCAAGUUCAUUGAGCACCUCAGGGGUCCAGACCUCGAUACCAACAGACGUCUUUACCGACGAGUCUGAUUCUGACAGCAGUCAGAAGUCAGCAGACAGGCUGGGCAGGCCAGCAGAGGAGCCACAACAGCCUGGCUGUCUCAAAGACAACAGUAGUUGUAGUAGUAAUCUCGCUAGUGUAGGAUCGGACUCCAUCAGAUUGUAAAAGCUUUCAGUGAUGAACAAUAUUUAAAAAAAAAAAAAACAAGAAAAAGGAAAAAAAACACAAGACAAAAGAAAACAAAAGAAAAAAAGCAGCAAUGUUUAAAAUGUUUAAAGUAUACAAACCAAUUUCAGAAAAAGAUGUGUAAAGACUAACUGCAAUUCCAAAGCUUGUAACCAAAAAUUUAAAUGUUAGUGGAUUGUUUUCCCGUAUCAACAUGCUGGUUUUAGUUUAUUACAACUCCAUAUAUAAAUGAAUAGAGAUCACAGCAGUCAGUUUAACAGUCAGUUAUUGGUAGUGGAAUACUGUAUUGCAGUGGACUGCCUCAAAGUUGUUUGAAUGGCCCCACAAUUCUCUUUACAAAGAACGAGACAACAAGCUGUCCCUUGUUUGCAAAAGUAUUUCCGCUUAAUAGCACAGUCACAUAAAGCCAGUAUGUACUGUAUGGGAGAAUAGUCUUACAGUUUUCUUGCUAUCUAAGCAUUCAGAUACCAAUGGCUUGCUAAAGAAAAGAAAAAUAAUGUAAUGUCUAUUUUAUUCUCAGGUCAACAGCUCACAACCUUUUCUUGUGUUACAAAAAGACAAAAAGACAUUAUUUUAUUCAUUUUGUUCCAAACAAAUGAUAGACAUUUCUGUUUUUGUAUGACAUAUAUUGGCAGAAAGUAUUCAGAAAUGAUACUAACUCAACUAAAGUUUCUGGGCAUUCAGUGAGUAGCUAAAUUGAUGGUUUUAAACCUUUUUAAUUAUUAUUAUCAUUUAAUUUUUAUUUGUUUGUUUGUUUUAAUGGGAGAGUUACUAAUCCCAUUUUACCCAGACACGAAAAGCAUUGCAGACUUGGUGGGGGAAAAAGAUUUUAUUUUUUGUUUUGUUUUUUAGGAAAAAAAAACUUUCUGUAUUUAUGAUAGAUAUAUACAUUUUUGGUGUUCAGUAGAUUGUUGCAUUGGAAAUGAAUUUAAACAGUAUGGUAGAUUGAAAAAUCUUUGUGUACAUUUAGCUUUUGUAUCGUCCAACUUUAAGGCGCUUCAUUUGAUGUUGUCUUGGUCAUUCCAAUAGACUAGAUUAUUAAGGAGCAGGAAACGAUCUCUACUCUAUUUCUGUCCAAUUCUCAGCUUCUUGUUUUUGUUCUCCCAGCUGAAUCUCUCUGUCACAAGGGGUUUCUCACCUUUGGUUGGUGCAGCAUUGACCAAAAGCGAAGAGAAAUCUGGGGUGUGUUUGAAAAUUGUUCAGUUAUAUUUGUGUUACCUUAAUGCACUUACCACUGUCUGACUUUCUCUCUCUCUCUCUCUCUUUCUUUCUUUCUAGCUAUCUAUCUGUUCCUCCUUUCUUUCCUCUUUCUGUACCCCCUGCCUUUGUAGAUGUGGAGAUAACUGCCUCUCCUUUAGCACUACAAAGCAGAUACUUGUUUCCAUGUAAUGUGGCUGCAGUCUGCUAUAGGCUUUAUGUUCAUUUCAACUUUUGUGUUGUCAUAUAUGAAAAUGAAAAAAGAAUAAUAAUAAUAAUUCUCACGCUUUAAAACAAAAAGAAAAUCCAAAGACUUAACACUUUCACCAUUGGUGCAUAAAGAUGAGAAAAGAGGCUUCUUUAUACUUGAGAAUUUGUUGCUGUUUUUAAGGAAAGAAAACAAAGUUUUAAAAUAAAAGAAGUACGCAUCAGAGUUGCCGUUUUUGCUUCUUUGCAAGCAGACAGGUGGCUUUUUUACGUCAAAUACUAAGAAAACCAAAAAUCAAAAAGGGCCCUUGUCCUUGCAUUGUGGAGUAGCACCGUUACAGAGCCAUUGCAGUUUGUAAAAUAGAGGUUUUGUUGAAGUUUCUGUCACACAUGAAAUCCAUUCAUUCAUUUCAUUUUUUAUUUUUAUUUUUUUCUUUCUGUAAAAAAAAAAAUAUAUAUAUAUAAAAGGUCUGGUCUUUAAAGACAUAUGUUUUGCUGCUAAUGUAGGUUUGGAAAGGAAAAAUAUCUAGAUGCAUGCUCCUUUUGCUUUUUGGCUAAGCUUUAAGAAAAAAAAAGAAACAAACAAUAAACCAUUUCCCUGCCCCUGCAACAUCUUUUUUUCCCUUCUUGUUGCAAAACGGAACUUUGAAGACUGUGAAUAUAUGUUCCAAAGGACAUUUUAGCUUUUUUUCAUUUUUGAACAGACCAAUGUUAAAAGCCAAUGAUCUUUGUAAAAAAUAACAGUGCAUUCCAAAUACUACACCUGAGUUUUAAUUUCUUAAGCAAGGACUGCUUCUUUUUAUUCAAAUUGAGUCUAUAAGUCUGUUUUAUCCCAUUUCUAAGGUGACUGUAAACUGUUGUGUAACUCUGCCAUCAUGGAUUGCUGAAUAUCACCUCACCCCGAUUAUGAUGUGUUGAGAGUGAACAGAAUCCCUGCAGCCAUUAAAUGACUUUACUCGCCUGAACUAGAUCACCAAGUCAUAGUGGUUACCAAAAAUGUUCAUAAUACAACCUGUCUGGUACUUGCGCAUCUCCCUGAUCUGGUGUCAUCAUGCUUCUUGAUUUAGAACUAGUCUCAGAAUGAAAGGCUGUUCGGCAAAGCCGACUUCCCCUCCUGGAAAAGCAAGUAGGGAAUUCGUUGUCUGCAGGGUGUAAAGCCAUUUUCAUGCAGGAAAUGUCUGUUGCGGGUCUGUAAGGGACAUUUUCAUUCCAAAGCAUUAUAAGAGUGGGAAAAGCAGAAUUUGUUUUAGGUGCCCCUUGUUUUGCGUGACGACAAGGUAGAAGUGUCCAAAGAGAUCCCUCACUCCAAGUCAUUGCAAUGGAAAUGGUUGUGUUUUAGCGAGAUGGCCCCCAUCCAAUCAUAAAUGGAAUUGUUAAUUUCUUUUCCAAAUCAAGUCAUUUUUGAAAUGUGUAAAAGAUGCUUUAGAGGGGCGCAAACGUAUUUGGCUUUAGUAAUGUAUCUGCACACUUGUCCAGGUGUGUAAACAAGCAUUAUGUCUUGCAGAACAAUUUGAUUUGGUGUUAUUUGGUGUGCAUGCCAUUGAAAUUGGGUUUCUUUGAUCUGCAAGCUGAUCCACUCCUCUCAAUCCAUGAUAUCUAUAAUAUUGUUCAUAAUUAUUUUUGAGAAGUCUGAUAUUGUAUAGUUUAUUUUUGAAUGCUUUGCAUUGUUUUGGUCUCAGAUAAUAUCUUUUUGGUUAUUUUCAUAUAACUGUAUAUUUUAUUUUCCUUCAUUUUUAUCGGUGUCCAUUUAUAAAUUAAUGUUACAAUGCCAGCUUUAAAUUGAAAUCACAUCUAUUUGUUUUCUAUCAUUCUCUGGCCACUUUAUGGUGUUACAAUGUUCCUAUAUUUGUUUGUCUUGACACAGUUGUGUAUCUCUUGCUUCCAAAGUGUUCUCGUUUUUUAUAGGCUCUCGUGUGGGGCAGAAUCCCUCACAACUGUUUCAGCCAGCAUGGACUUUGUAUGUGGGAGCGCGAGCAUGUGUGUGUGCGUGUGUGUGUGUGUUUCAUAAGAGCCAGCAUCAGUCUGAGUUUUUAUACUUUGUAUUCUAUUUUCUACUUUCAUUUCGCACCAAAACAUACUGAAUGGCAAAGCUGAAUCUUCAGUAAAGGGUUUGACAAGUCUGAUGUUCAACACAAUAAUCUUGUAACGUGGCGAAAGAGGAUAUCGAAGCACUGAGCAGUUAUUAUUUUCGUUAAUUAUAUGAAUGUGGCCAAAGCUUCAUGCAGUUGAAAAAACACGAAAAACUUUAGUUGGUGCCCCUGAUGAGUGUAUAUUUAUUGUGGUUAAUCCAACAUGUGGCUGAGAUACAUCAACUCUCAUUGGGAUACUUGAUUUUAUUUUAAUUUUUUUUUUGGACAUUUUGCAAAGAGAGAACGAAAGCGACAGGUUUUGCUGUAGAGGUCAUCCUUUUGCCCACUGUGAAAAUAAACAUGUAUACAGAUAUAGAUAUAUUUAAAGAAGACAUCAACACUUUUCUUUGAAAUGACAAAGAAGGAAAUAAAGAGAAACGAACUCUGGGAAACUUGAGAGAUGUCAUUGAGAUGUCUGAGAAGGCUGUUGUUGACACACCAAAACUGGGCAUGGGAGCCAAAGGCAGGGCCGACGCGCCCCGAUAUCAAGUCAUUAUUUAACUAACACUAUAUGCCGACGGGAGUGGACUCUGCAACCAGUGGACAUACGUGACACGGAGAGGAAUUUAUCUCCUUUUUCUCUCUCUGGCUCUGCAUCUACUCGGACAUUUUCUGCACUUCUGAACGGGAUGGACACAAACACUCGCAUACGUUGUCUCCCAGUUCAUGGUGUUGCUACCUGUUUCAUUUCCUCCUGCCCGCUUCAGUGACUGACAUGUGGUUCCACUCUGGCGUGGAGUCGACCAGAUCCAUCCAACCAUAAAGAGUGACUUUACUGUUCAAGGGGAGGGGAUUUUCCUGGGUGUCAUUCCUGAGGAAGCAGAUAACCACAAAAAAAGCGAAUCAACCAAAAUUAAUAACCAAACUAACAAGCAACCAAACGAAAACAAAAAACAUUUGCUCCAGUUUCAACGAUGAACUGCUCCUGGAGCUUCCUGUUCUUUUAGUGGCUCCUGGUGCCACAGGAAUUUUGAUGCUUUUUGUGUUUCCUUUUUUUUAUUAUUUUUUCUCUUUCGUUCUCCUCAAAUUAUUCCUCCUCCUCCGAGCCUCACAAGCACGGCUCUGUGGCUCCAGGUAGCCCAUCCGAGGGUAGAACUUACAGCCUUGCAAUGUACAAAAAGAGCAAGUUAAACCAAAAAUGUUGUUCUUGAUGUCUUUUCUAUACUGUAGUCUUGUUAGCUUUUUGUUACUGUAAUUAUAUGAUGAAGAUUUCCAAACUGUACCAAAUUACAUGGAGACUAACAUACAUAAACCACAUGGAACUUCAGACUUUUAAAGAGAAACUUUUGUCACAAAAACCUUGUUGUCCUAGUUAAGUUGAUUGUAGAUGGUAAUUGAAUAUACUCCUUUGAAAAUAUUUCAUCAAGUAUGUUUCUUGCUCAUUGUGAUACAUUAAAAAGUAUGAGCAUAAAAGUU